Nipponia nippon (crested ibis) is the source of this 1137-nucleotide messenger RNA. The record is from RefSeq and is a predicted model, not a curated record. NCBI's taxonomy places the organism in Eukaryota, Metazoa, Chordata, Aves, Pelecaniformes, Threskiornithidae.
AUGCUCUGUCACGGGCAGUCGCGUCUGGCGCUGGGCACAACUUCAGAGGGAGCGCCGGUGCAGGAGAACAUCGAGCGGUUCUUCACCCGCUUCGUGGAGGAGGGCAAGGCCACCGUGCGCCUCCGGGAGCCCGCCGUGGACGUCUGCCUCAGCAAGGCAAAUGCCAGCAAUUUAAAGAAUUUCCUUUCAGCUGUGAGACUGGCUCACCAAGGAACCGACAUAGGAGCUCUCCCGCUCUCAGCUCUGGUACCAGCAAAGACCUCGGAAGUUGAAAAACCUAAGACAAAAAUGAUCAUAACUUCAAGAAGGGACUAUCCUCUCACCAAAAACUUUCCUUACUCCCUCGAACAUCUCCAAGCCUCGUACUGCAAACUUGCUCGGAUCGACAUGCGUGUGCUUUGUUUGAAGAAACUCCGAAAACUAGACCUAAGUCAUAAUCAUAUUAAGCAGCUGCCAGCUACUAUUGGUGACCUGAUCUGUCUUCAGGAGCUUAAUUUGCAUGACAAUCACCUGGAGUCGUUCAGUGGGGCUCUGUGCAACUCCACCCUUCAGAAAUCUCUUCAGUUCUUGGACCUCAGCCAAAACAAAAUUAAAGCACUUCCAAUUCAGUUUUGCCAGCUGCGAGAACUCGUUAAUUUAAAGCUCGAUGACAAUGAGUUGAUUAGGUUGCCAUUCAAGAUUGGCCAGUUAGAUCAUCUACGCUUUCUGUCAGCAGCUCGAAACAAACUUCCUUUCUUGCCCAGUGAUUUUAGGAAACUCUGUCUUGAGAACUUGGAUCUCUUUGGAAAUCCUUUUGAACAGCCUAAUCCGCUUGUUCCCAACAUACAACUGAAAAUACCAUUGACUUUAUUAGAGUGCGCUGCAAGAGCAACCCUAAAUUACAGAAUCCCUUAUGGUUGUCAUCUCCUUCCUUCCCACCUCUGUGAAGAUCUGGAAGUGGCUAAAACAUGCCAGUGCGGAAGUGCCUGUCUGAGCAGCUUCAUUCAGAUCACGGUGACCAUGAAUCUCCACCACGUAGCACACACCGUGGUCCUCGUGGAUAACAUGGGAGGUACGGAAGCACCCAUCAUCUGCUACUUCUGUUCUCUAGACUGCUAUUCCCAGUUCCUGGAUAGGUACCUGCAGAGUAACGGGUGA